Saccharomyces kudriavzevii IFO 1802 is the source of this 2229-nucleotide messenger RNA. It is a transcript of the gene SET3, whose product is annotated as histone-binding protein SET3. The transcript has a single exon. Gene Ontology annotation, molecular function: protein binding. The record is from RefSeq and is a predicted model, not a curated record. Bases 1 to 2229 code for a protein of 742 amino acids. Lineage: Eukaryota; Fungi; Ascomycota; Saccharomycetes; Saccharomycetales; Saccharomycetaceae.
AUGUCAGUACCUAAUUCUAAGGAGCAAUCGCUCUUGGAUGAUGCAUCAACAUUGUUACUAUUUUCUAAGGGGAAAAAAAAGCCAGAAGAAACUUCAAAAAUAAAUUCUAAAACUGAUAUGGCUGAGUGUGAUGAAGACCAUGAUAGGGAAAAGAAAGGAGCAGUAGCGAUGGCAGCGGCAGCAUUAGCUACGGCAGCAUCUGUUCCUCUACCUUUAAAAAAGUCCAUCAAGCAAUCGGUUACAGAGAUAGCUGCACUCACGGUUGAGAAGGAAAAGAGCGAAAAGCAAAUCCAAUGGCCAGUACCUGACUCGUUCAUAGUAGACCCUGAUGCAGGAACUAUUACAUGCAUAUGUGAUAUAAACGAUGAUGACGGAUUUACUAUUCAAUGUGACCACUGUAAUAGGUGGCAACAUGCCAUUUGCUAUGGUAUCAAAGAUAUUGAAAUGGCGCCCGAUGAUUACCUCUGUAACUCCUGCGAUCCAAGAAAAGUAGAUAUUGACCUGGCUAGGCGAAUACAGCAAAACAGAUUAGGCGUAAAAAGUACAGACUCUUCUACGUCUCCCAGCAGCAGUAAGAAUAAUAGUCGAGACAGGGCCCCAAGUACAACUGCUAAUGAUGGUACCGAUAGUUCUACAAUAGAUCAAGAAAAUAGUAACCACAAGGACAAAAGGAGGAAGAAAAACUCGUCAAAUCAUAGCUUAGAUUCCAAAAAUGAAAGUGCUCCGGAAAAUUCUUCUGAGACUUUAGCUAGUAUACAAAAGAAAAAAGAAUACUUUUUGAGUGCCAAAGAUGCGUAUGGUGCAAUAUACUUACCUUUGAAGAAAUAUGUGUUUAAAAGCGAAUUAAUCGAAUUAUUUUUAGAAAAACAUAUGGACGAUGAUUGGGUAAUACAAUAUCCCUAUAAAACAUUUAAAGCCAUUUCUGUUGAAAUCAAACCAUACGCUGAUAUUGCUUAUUCUAAAACUUAUCCGGGCUUUACAAAAUUGGGAGUUUAUCUGAAAAGGAGCUGUAUAAAAGGCGAUUUUAUUCAAGAGAUUUUGGGAGAACUGGACUUUCAUAGAAGUUACCUCACAGACCCGCGAAAUCACUACAGAAUAUGGGGCACACCUAAAAGGAGAGUCAUUUUCCACUCUAAUUGGCCGAUAUAUAUAGAUGCACGCUUAUCAGGGAAUCUGACCAGGUAUUUGAGAAGGAGUUGCCAGCCAAAUGUUGAAUUAGUAACCUUAAAAUUACAAAAUGCGGACCAUACGAAUGACAAACCUAACGGAAUAAAAAUAAAAUUUGUUUUAAGAGCCUUGAGGGAUAUUUCAGAGGACGAAGAGUUAUAUAUCAAGUGGCAGUGGGAUUCAAAACACCCCAUAUUAAAAUUAAUCAAUGGCACGACAGUAGAUUCUCUUACUGACCUUGAAAGAUAUGGCCUGAUAAAUUCCAUAGAAACAAUUUUGAGUAACGGUGAAUGUGGUUGUGGAAAUAACUCCAAAGAUUGCCAUCUAUUGAAAGUGAAGAGAUACUCCCAGACUCUUUAUAAAUCUGUAAAACCGAGAAUAAAAAUGAACAACAGGUACAAGUUAAAUGAAGUUCUCAACCAAUACGAGGAUAAAAAGAGACGUGAACCACCAAUUUUACAUAGGCUCGAAGAAAAGGCUAGAAUUACAAUUGAAAGAGCCCCAGUACUUUUAGAUAAUUUUCACCAACAAAAGUUCUUAAAUCGAAAUGAUGGCGUCAAAACUUCUCUAAAGGAUAUUAUUGUUAGUGCAGAGAAGGCUCAUGGUAUUGCAAAGCCCUUCAAGUUCAAUUUAUUCACACAAUAUUCUCCAAAUGUUUCCGUUCCCAAAGAAAAUGAAGCCGCGGGAAAAUCCUUCAUUAUAAAGAAAAGCUCAGACUAUGAUGAAUCUCACAUUACUAGUAUCGAAAAACUUCCAAUCCCGAUUCCUUUACUAGUAACUAAGGCAUCAGGGCAAACCACGAGUGAUCUCGAUAAUGGACAAUCAAAGAACGAACAUACGUUGACUAGAACCCCCUCUCUUACAGGUUCAAGUAACGAAUUAUCAAGAGAAAAGGAUAAUUAUCAGGCUAAAACCAAAGAGCCUAUGACAGACAAUUUUGCUAACUCCAGGCAAGAAUUGUCACCUGAGAGUAUAAGGCAUUUGUCUGAUUUUUCGUCGUCACAACUACAUUCAAAGAAGAAAUUAAGCUUUGCGGAUUAUAGAAAAAAGCUAUUGAAAUAA